Messenger RNA from Styela clava, 14093 nucleotides. Its product is annotated as E3 ubiquitin-protein ligase rnf213-alpha-like. The record is from RefSeq and is a predicted model, not a curated record. NCBI's taxonomy places the organism in Eukaryota, Metazoa, Chordata, Ascidiacea, Stolidobranchia, Styelidae. Gene Ontology annotation, molecular function: ATP hydrolysis activity; ubiquitin-protein transferase activity.
CUCAGAAAUGUGUGGAAUUGGCCAGACUUCAUCCAUGGAUAAUAAAUACUUUUCACUUUAUGUUGCUUGAUAAAGAAUUUGCUUCAUUAGUGUUGAAAAGAGAAGAAUUUAGAAUUGUUGAUUAUUUUGAAGUUGAUUCUGCUUUACACCAAUAUUUGGAAGGCUUAAAGAAGGGACGGUUGUCAAAUCUUAGAAUAGAAGAAAAAAAAGAUUGUGAAAAAUACAUAUUGGAAAAAAUCAGAAAAGAGAGUUCUACGCUCGCAGAAUUGGACAGGCAAUGUGAAGAUACCCAAGAAAAAUUGGAAUCUUGUUUAAAUUUGCUGAGAUUCACCAAUGAUUUUCUUGGACGAAAAUCUCCCAUUGUGAAUAAUAAUGAAGUUCUAAGGUUGUUGGAUAUCGUGAGAGAAACUGUUACCUGGAUCAAUAUGUUGAAAAUGAUUGAUCAGAAGAAUGUUGGAGAUGCCAUAAGGAAUUUGAUUGACCUGAUAACCAAAGGAAUUCACAAGAAGCCAGUGGAUAAAGAUGAAGUAGAAUAUUGGAAUGAGAUUUUAUCGAUUGAGUGGGGUGUAAACUGGGUAGCUGACACAUGGAAGAAUCGAUUAAUCCAUCAAGUUUCUGCUUCGAUUGACAAUCAUUUUUUGGAGAAAACAACCGCUCAUGGAAAAAUUGAUGUUGAGAGAUAUUUAGAUUUUUAUGCAAAUGAUCUAGAAAGUUUGUCACUGCAGGAAGAUCUUGAAAGAGUUAUAGAUCAAAAAGCUUAUAAAAGUGCAGAAGAUUUGUUGAAUGAUGUUGCAACGCAGAAAAAUGUCAUUGGAAAAUUGAUUGGUUGGUUCAAAGCAAAGGUUGGCUUUGAUGUUUCAUCACCAAAAGUUGCCAAAUUAUUUGGAAAGAUAUUUUUGAAAGAGUAUGACAAAGUGAAAGAAGUGAAAAAAUCGGAAUUGUCUUCAUCAAUAACUUUUCUUAUGAAUUGGUCUUUUUCAAAUAAGUUUUAUGAAGUUUUUGCUUCAAAUUCAUUUGAAAGUUUCAAGCCAUCAACAAGGAAUAUCAUUGAAAAAGUUUCAAAGGAUUUCAAUGAAGUCGUUAAAAGUUUGCAUUCUAAAACAAUUAUUGUGGAACAUCUUGAAAUUAUUUUAAGGGAUAAAGACAAGUUUUAUUUACUUGUGUCCGUUCUAUGUCCACAAAAGGUAUCCAGUUCAUCAGUUGACAAAUCUCUGACUGAAAAAAUAUCAGUUGAAAUCUGUGAAUAUUAUCUUGAGGUUUUUAAGUUAACCAAGUCGCAUGUUUUGGAUUUCAUCACCAUUUGCAAAUUGAUUCAAUUCGAUGGUUGGAUGUUAUUGCCACGGUUGGAUGUCAUGCAAUUUCAAGAUAAGAUGGAAAGAAAACACCAAAUGACAAAAAUAACAGACCUUGUAGAAAUUCAUGAAAAGGGAAAAGCAUCUAGUUUUGAAUAUUUUGGUUUAACCCAAGAGACACAUGAAGAGUUAAUACAGUUAGUUUUUUUAAAGGACAGUUGGAUAUUUCGUGGAUUGUUCAGGCAAUUUGUUGAUGAAACACCAACCAGAGAUGAAAUUAAUUCAUGGGAAAACAUUCUUGAUUUAUGGAAAACUACUAAAAAACGACUUUUAAAUAUUGUGGAGCGAAUUGAUGAUGGAAAUGUUACAUUGGAAGAAGUUACAACACAUUUUUUUGAACUGGGAGAAGAUGAAAAACUGAUUGACCAAGAAGUUGAUUUGCUUUAUAAAUUUUACUUGAAGGCUGUUCAAACUGAAGAUGAUGAUUCUUCAGCAAUAGAUCAUACUGAGAACAGUCUUAAAGGACACAAAUUAUCAACUCAUUUAAAACUCCGCCAAAAACAAAUUUACAAUGUAUUUCAAUCUCAGAAAUUCAAUGAUGCAAUAAAUAUAUUACUGGACUUGAAAGAAAUACUUGACUUCCAAGGAAAUUUUGUUGAGCUUUUGGAGAGAAAAGAAAUGAUGGAAAACCAAUCUGAAAAGCUGUUGAAAAGCAUUCCAGAAUUGUUAAAUCAUUCUAAAAUAUGUGAUAUUGAUGAACACAAGCAAAUCUUAUUGAAAAUGUUUGUGGAAAAUAUGGAGUUUGUUCAGUGGAUUCAAGAAUAUAUGAAAGACAUCAAGGAAUUGAAUACAUUUUGUGAAUUGGGGAUGAUUUCUGCUGGAGACAACACAAUUGACUUAGAUCGAAUUUCAUUUAUGCUCGGUGUGGUCAAUGUUUAUGCUCCAUUAAUAUUUUGGAAACAUUACAAUCCAACUGCAUUGGGAAAUGAGGAAGAUAGUGAAUCAGAAAAUUGCAAGGAACCCACAAAAGAAGAUAUGGGCUUUAAUGAUUUGUUGGAUAGAUGUGAUCAAGUCUGGAAACAUUCUCAAUCAAUUGACAACUUGUCUGAAAAAUGGGAAGAUACCUGCAAACAACUUCCAUGGUUUAAAGAUCUUGGACAACUCCAUGGUUCAAUUGAAAAAUUAUCAUUGACUCGGGCACAGGAGAUCAAUACUAGUGGAAUAUAUACAAUUGAAUGCAACGAAGAAGCAAUGCUACCAAAUUUGGAAAAUUGUUUGAAACUGUCUCUUCGUCAUAGUUCUCGGAACUCAGUUCAAGUGAUGAAUUUGGAGGAAUUGAGAGAUUUGCAAUCGAAACUGAUGUUGAUUGCGGGAGAAGCUGAACAAGGACGACAUGAAGUAAAUAUGUUCGUGGAAGUUCUGGCAUCUGUUGAAAAAUUAACCCAAGUUUAUGUCAACUUACUUGCCUCUGGAUGUAUGUUAUUUUCCAAUUGGAGUGCUAAUAUCAUCUGCUGUGAAAGCAAAGCGAACAAAAAUCUCCUGCUACAGAUAAAAUUUGCAAAUAAUAUUUCACCUGUUUGUGAAAACAUGGAUUGUUUGGACUUGAACAAACUUACUAAAAUUAUGAGUGAAACCCUUGAAAAGUGGAAUCAAUAUGUCACAGAAAAAAGAAUGGAAUAUUAUUAUCUGAAUGAAUUCAACAUUCAACAAAUUCUCUACCUUAGCCAGCAACUAUGUCUUUUCAAGAAAGAAAAUGUACUUUCAGAACAGGUUAGAAUGCUUUUAACUUAUGUUCAAAAAGAGUUCACACCAGAACAACUUGAGAAAAGCUUAGAAGAAGCUACUGAAAUAUAUCAGAAUUUGAAAAGAAAUUCAGCGUCUCUAGGCUCAAAUAAUCAAACUUCAAGUGAGAAGAGUGUGGAGAAUAAAGAUCUGAGUGUAAAUAAGCCAGGAGAAGCAGUACAGGAAUUGACCUUUGAAAAAGAACUUGACAUCAUCAAAACUUUAACUUCUCAAUAUGUGGUUGGUGAAGAAGUUGCAAAAGCUGCGUUGCAGUCCGAGGGCUGUGAUAACAUUGAUGAUCUAGAACACUGGAUAUUGGUGAAUUCAUCUGAAAAAGACUUAAUAUCAGAACUGUGUAAACAAUUUGAUGAAGCUGUGGCUAAAUCUAUUUAUUCCUCAGAAGAAGAUGCUGGAAACCAAGAAUAUAUUCAUUCUGAACAAUACGAGUUGAAACACAAGUUGAAUCUUGUGCACAAAUUAGCUGUUCAGCAUGGUGAAAAUGCUGCAAAAGCGGCUGUGCAAGCAGAAGGUUGUGUUGACAUUGAUGAUUUAAACUAUUGGAUAUUGGAACAUGAAUCAGACCAGAAUACUAUAUUGGAACUUAGUAAAGCAUUUGGUGAAAGCAUUGAAUUGCUUCAAAUAGACGAAAAAGACAUCCAAAUAAUACCUUUGGGGCUGACACCUAAUCAAAACACAUUAUUGGAUGUAAUUCGAAGAUUACAAGAAAUUAAUCAAGUUGAUGAAAAAAAUUCUGUUUUAAAAAUUGUCAGUACAAUUUGUGAUAGAUAUUUGGAUGAAGCAAUUGGCAUUGAUCUUCAAGAUUCUAUCAGCAUUGAGCACCUCGGAUUGUUUCUGGAUAUUUUGAGUAAAACUACUGCUGAUAAAAUUUAUCGUGAAUUACUGUCUGGUCUUAAUCAUGGACAACCAAAUGUACUGAUUUGCAAUGGAGAUGAAAUUUUGCCAACCGUCCUCUCUCUUUACCUGAAAAGUGCUAACCAGCCUCUUCCAUCCUCAUCUGAAGUUGUUAUUUGUAAUGAGGACACUACUGCUGAUGAAGUUGAUAGAUUUAUGAGAAGGGCAAUGUGUGAUUCUUCCAGAAAUGGUCAGUGUUUGUACACCCUCGCAUUUGCUGAUAAAUUGAGAUUGGACAUUUCAACUUCAUUGGAGCGGCUUUUUGGUGAAUUAACAAGCAGAAAGGAGAAAUUGAAUGAAAGUUAUCAACUAGUGAUUCUGUUAAGUGAACAGAAACAUUACCUAGCCACAUGUUUUGACAAGUAUGUUGUUGAUGGUAAAUGGAGUAGCACAACAAAAGAAAUACAAACUUAUCUCAAACGUCAUCUAAAAGUGAAAUCCAUCAGUGCUGCAGGCAUUGUAGAAGAAAAGUUUGUUGUGAAAGUCGUUGGCUCAAACAGAUCUGGAGUUGGGAAAUCUCUCCAUGUGAAACGACUGAAACAAAAAUUUGAAAACAAUAAGGAAAACACAAAAGGUUAUACAACUUCGAUACGACUGCUUGAAAAUAAACUGAGUUAUGAUUAUGUGAUAGAUGAGCUUUAUCAAGCGUACACAGAUAAAUAUCAUUUCAAGAAUGAAGAUAUGAUGUUGGCUCAUAUAGAUAUUACUCCAGCUGUGCAAUUUGGUAUUGAAGAAUUCAUUUUUAAAUUUUUUGUGCUUCGAAAUAUUCAAGGAAGAAGAGGAAAUAUCUGGACUGUAAAUUCAAAUCAUUUUUAUGCCAUUGAAGUAACUGAUUUUUUGUCUCAGGGAAAGAAAAAGUUUUUCAGCAGACAUAUAUUGAAUCUAUUACCUGGUGUGAGAUGUCUUUCUCCACUUGAAUCUUACAGACAAGAUCCGGUACAAUCAGACAAGUGUAUUGGAAUGGAUGAAAUUGAAUUUCUUUCAGAAAAAUUCCAACGACCAUAUCAGUAUUUGUUAAAGCUUGAAACUAACGAAGAUUUGGAUUCAUUUGCAUAUUCAAAACCUAACAUGGAUUCAAGGCUAUGCAUUGAAGUUCUUCUUCGUCAUUGCUGCAUGAAAAAUCCAUCAUGGGCACAACUCCAUCAUUUUUGCAGUUUUCUCAAUGUUCAGCUUGAAAACUGUGAGAAAUCAAUUUUUUGUACCAACCCAAUUUUUAAACCAGAACUUGAUGGAUUGAAAGUAUUUGCAGUUAAAUUCAUGAUCAAAAUGGCUCAAGAUUUUGCUACUCCUUCAUUGAAAAUAUCUGAUACUAGUAUGUCUGAUAGCAGCCAUGAGGAAACUGAUGUCUUUCAGAAUUAUCAAAUACGUAGAAAGUGGGAAGAAUCAGCUCAUGCUUAUUUGUUCUUUAAUGACGAUCGUAGAACAUUCACAUUUAUAAAUGUGAAAAUAAAUGAUGAUGGUCAUCUGUUGGGCUCCAAUGGUGUUAUUGUGGAACACAAUAUUGCUCCAACUGGUUUAGUCCAAGGAAUCAAACUUCAGCAGAUAGAUUUGGAAACAGAUUUUGACGCUUAUCCACGAGAAGAAAAAUUAAGACGUUUGCAACGCGUUUUAGGCUUAGUUCAAGAUGAUUAUGAUCCUGAUCCCACCUAUGAACUUACAACUGACAAUGUGCUAAAGAUUCUUGCAAUACAUAUGAGAUUUCGAUGUCAGAUUCCUGUAAUUUUAAUGGGGGAAACAGGAUGUGGAAAAACAAGGCUUGUUGAGUUCAUGAGCAAAUUGAAAGCUGGAAGACCAGAAGCUAGAGAUACACAAGUGUGUAAUAUGAUUACCUUGAAAAUACAUGGAGGAAUAACAGUUGAAGACAUUCAAGAAAGCGUUCGAAAAGCAAAGGAAUUGGAUGAAAUUAAUGAAAAAGAGCAUGAUUUGUCAACAGUUUUGUUCUAUGAUGAGGCUAAUACUACUGAGGCAAUAUAUGCAAUAAAAGAAGUCAUGUGUGACCAUAGCAUUUCUGGAAAAUCGUUCAAAGAUUCAAACUUAUGUUUUGUUGCAGCUUGUAAUCCUUAUAAACAACUAUCUAAGGAAGCGAUUGAAAAGUUGGAAAAUUCAGGUUUGGGUUAUCAGAUUCAUUCCAGCAAAACAACACACUUAUUUGGCAACAUUCCUGUCCGUACACUUGUGUACAGAGUGGUAGCUUUACCUCCGAGUAUGCAACCAUUUGUUUGGGAUUUUGGACAACUCAACGACCAGGCUGAGAAAAUAUAUAUAGAGCAAAUGACAAGAAAACUUGCAACUACUCUCAAUCUAAGUCAAAGGGGAAUUCUGAUCAUCAACAAUGUUCUUUCAGAAUCUCAAAAAUAUAUGAGACGGCAGACGAGUGAAUGCAGAUAUGUUAGUCUUCGAGAUGUAGAAAGAUGCAUGACAACGUUUGAAUGGUUCUACAGUCACAGUGAUAAAAUCUAUCUUCAUGUUGGAAAUGAAGUUUGGGAGCAAUGUGAAAGACAAGAUAAAGAAGUGCCUGAAAUUGAUGAGGAAAUUCGUACUUUAAUCCAGACUGUUGGGGUUUGUUAUCACACAUCACUAGAGGAUAGAAAAUCUUAUCGAAAUCUAUUGGAGAAGUUGUUGAAUAUAAAAGAUGUCGAUGCAAAUUACAUAGGAAUUGAGUUAGCAGCAUGUCAGUCUGUUUUUCUGCGCAAUGUGAGAAUGGAAGAUAACAUUGCAUGCAAUGAAGCUCUCCGUGAAAAUGUCUUCAUGAUAGCCAUAUGCGCUGAUAUGAAAAUUCCCCUGUUUUUGAUAGGAAAGCCGGGAAGCUCUAAAUCUCUUGCUAAAACCAUUGUUGCUAAUAACAUGGAUGGACCAUCCUCAUCCGCUCCGAUAUACAGAGAUUUGAAGAGGAUGCAAAUUAUAUCCUUCCAAUGCAGCGCGUUGACAGAUGCUGCUGGAAUUGAAAGAGUAUUUUUUCAAGCCGCUCAAUUGCAAAAAGAUGACCAGUUUAAUUCUUUUACCGCUGUUGUAGUUCUUGAUGAAAUAGGAUUGGCUGAGGACUCACCCAAUAUGCCAUUAAAAGUUCUCCAUCCACUUUUGGAACGCAGAAGUACUGAUCUGACCACUGUUUCUCAUAGUGACCAACAGAAAGUUGGAUUUGUAGGAAUUUCAAACUGGGCACUUGACCCAGCUAAAAUGAAUCGAGGUAUCUUUUUAAUGAGAAACAAUCCAACAAAUGUUGAUUUAAGAAAGACUGGUAAGGAAAUUGUUCAAAACAAGAGAAUUUGGAAACAAAAUGAAGAGAUGUUUAAAUGCUUGACUGCAUCAUAUCUUGAGUUCUACCGAAAACAAAAGAGAGAAUAUUUUGGCUUGAGAGAUUAUUACAGUCUCAUGAAAAUGCUCUGUGCAAAAUGCAGCACUUCAUGUCCUGAUAUUUCUGCCGAAAAAGUUUUGUAUGUGAUACUUCGUAAUUUUAGUGGAGGCAAUGAAACAUUUUCCCAAAGUCCGGAUCUGCAAAAAUUGCUUGCUGAUUGUGAAUUAACGAAUAUUAAUGUUAAAGAUAUGAUUCUUGACAAUCUUGGUGAAACAGAAAGCAGGUUUUUACUUCUUUUGGUGAAUCAAUUCUCUGUGAUCAGUCUUUUGGAAACUUUUGUUGAGACCGCAUACAAAGAUAUUCACAUUGUUUUUGGAUCAAGUUUCCCAGGUGAUCACAGCUAUACUGAAAUUUGCAGGAACAUAAAUCGAAUCAAAGUGUGUAUGGAGACAGGUAAAAUAGUUGUACUGCUGAAUAUGUCUGAGAUACAUGAAUCCCUGUAUGAUACUUUGAACCAACAUUAUUCAACAUUUGGUGGCCAAAACUAUGUUGAUCUCGGUCUUGGAGGUCAUAAAGUUAAGUGCAGAGUCUCAAAAAAAUUUAGAUUGAUUGUGAUUGAGAAGAAGGAUGUUGUUUUUGAACUUUAUCCCAUUCCAUUGAUAAACAGACUUGAGAAACAUUAUUUUGAUUCAAAAAGUUUAUUAGAUAAAUCUGCAAAUGAAACUGUAGAAAAAUUAACUGAGUGGACAGAUAGAUUCACGAAAAUUGAUGAGUUCAACCAAAGGGAUGCUUUUGUUGGUUUCCAUGAUGAUACAGCAUGUUCCAUUGUGCUUACUAAAGAUGCGCCUUUGAAAGAAUGUCAAAGCAUACUUUUACAGUCUUGUGCUGUAGAUGCUAUUUUGAGAUUGUCAAGAUCGGAACUUUGUCCAUCAGAUAUUGAAUUUGCUCAGGAUGAGUAUUUUAAAAAUCAACAGCAUGAUAAGCUUUCUGAUGUUUUGCAAAGUCACAUAAAGGAUCAACAGGAUUUUCAAUUUUUAGAGAUAGUGUCAUAUUCAGGCAUAUUAUCUGAAACUGAUCAAAAGGAGUUGGUGAGACAAAUUGGAGAUGAAGAUAUGGAAGUCAACAUCACAAGAUGGUCUCUUGAAUUAUUUCAAACUCAACAAGAAUAUUCAAACAAAUUAGAUAAAUUCUUUAAGAAAUGCAGUCCAAAAAUCAACAAAUCUGAUGACAACAAAUCACAUAUUUUGCUCAUUCAGUGUUCUCAAGCACAUGUUAAUACCUCACUGAUUAGCUGUGCGAAGCAUUGUUUGAUGAAUAAAAUAAGGGAAUUCCAUAUGCUUAAUUUUGAAGGUUGUAAUAAAGUAAUUGUUGCCUUGUUGCUGUCGACAGAAAGAGACAAAAGAGACAAAGAUGGCAAAAGAACAGAAACAUUUAUGCUUCAACACACACCAGAAUCUCAGAUUAUUUAUGUAGAUGACUUGCGUUCUGAUAGAUUCAUCGCACCUGUAACACAAUUUUUUGGAAAAUCAUUGAGUGAGGUUUUUGAGAUUGUAAAAAAUGCAUUUGAUGAUGAAAUAAGAUGUGGACUCAUCAAUAUCAAAACUUUGCUGAAUGAAUCAGUCUCUGAAGCUGUGUCGAAGGUACAAAAUGAGACUGGAGAUAAUAGCCGUUACUUUCAACGCAUACAAAUCCUGAAACAUCUUAUUUCUGGAAACACAAUAGCUGGGAAAUUUUUUUACAAAAUUUUUCUUUCAAAAAUUGAAGAAAUGUUUGCCCAAGAGGAUCAGCAUAAGGAAGCAAAUGAUUGGAUUGUGACUGAAGCUCAAAAGAGAGAAAAUCUGCAAGAAGGUGGAACAUUCAACAAAACUUUAUGGCUCUGUUUGAAACGUCAUACUUCAAAUUUUCUUGCAUAUGUCAUCAGCGUCGCUGAUCGCUACAACAACCUGAGUAUCAUUUUUAAUAAAAAAGUUGAUUGGAAAGUUGAUGUAUGGCUGAAAAUGUUUGAGCUCCUUGAAAUACCAAAUCUUUCUGAGAUAUCGGUUCCAAAAUUUACAAUUUCUCUUCCAAAACACCUGAAGUCAUCAGAACACUGUUUGUUCCCAUUUAGUUUUGAAAUUAUCGAGUUUUUUAGGACUGGGUUUUUGACUUUAAAAUCAGAACAUUCUGAAAACUUGACUGAAAUUCUUACAGGAUUGUUCAGAAACGAGAGGAAGAAAAUGCACGAAAUAGUUUGUCAGGCUUUAGAUAUUUCAACGCUAAGUGUCAUGAAAGCUUUUGCAUCUGACGUUGUAAUGACUUUGUUUACACCUUGUUUGGAUGAAGCUGACUUGAUUAAAGAAGUGCUUUUUACAAUGUCAAAAAAUAGGUAUGAAAGAGCCAGAUAUGAAACAGGUUUUACAAAAGGUGAUGAAAUUGCUAUUGUGUUUUUCACUUAUAAACAUCUUGAAAAAAAAAUAAACGCAUUCUCACAAAUUUUAAAAGUAUGCCCCGAAGUAUGGGCAAACAAAGAUACUUUGAUACAAAGGCAAAAGGAAUCUGUUGAGUUCAUUUUACAUGUUGAGGCCUUUAAGAAUGUUCUGGAUCUUUUGAAGAAUAAGAUUGAAAUAAUAAUCGAACCAAAUGAAUGGGUUGAGUGGCUCAACAUGACAAGAAGAAUCAAAAUGAUAUACAAUUCUGCGACAAGUGAAAUUGAUGACAAAAAGCAACUCAGAUAUGUUGCUGAUACUUGGUUGCCAUCAUCUUUACUUCAUUCAUUUCUUUUACAUAUACUUCCAUCUUUCUCUAAUGAGACAUGUGGAAACAACAAAAAAUUCUGUGACUACCUGCACGCUAUUAUAAAACCAGCAAAAAUGUUUUGUAAAGCAAUGGUUCGAAAUGAUGCAAGAGGAUCUAACUUUCUUCGUAUUGUUACAAACAUAUUAAAAAUGUGCUACAAAGAAAUUGAAUUGAGGUUGCUGACAAAAUUCAUGGACCCAAAAUGCAGAAUAUGUGGGAAGAAAGUGAGAAACCCUACUUUUUUACAAUGUGGAGAUUUUGGGUGUCAACUUUGUGUUGAACCACUUUUCAGAUUGGUGGAGGCCAGAAAAAAUUGCCCAAUAUGCCACAAGAAUAUUUCAGAUGACUUUAUACCAAAUCAAGCAAUUCUAACUCAAGAUCAGCAGCUACAACUGUGUGAAUUCCGUUCAAACUGCACUGCAUUUUUUAUAAAAUAUUUGGAAGAAUUUUGCUUCAAACAUCACAGCAACAUGAUUCCUGCCAAAAUGGAGCCACAAAUUAAAUUGUUGUUAAAAGAAUUUAUUGCUCAGGUCGAUGAUGAAAAUCGAAAAGAACUUGAGGCUACUGGACUUGAUUUAAAUGUCAAUACAAAAAGCACAAUGUUGGAAGUUUUAUUUAACCAAAAUGCAGCAUUAGUAAUAAAAGAAAUUGAUAGCUGGUUGCAACAACUUGAUGGACGUAGUAAGCAAAAUUUAAUAACUGUUCUAUUGCAGUAUUUCGAAAAGAGUCUCAAUAUUCAUGUCACAAGAAAAAUCAUGCAGAAAGAAGGACAGGUGUUUACAUCAGUUCAACACUUUCAACAGUCGGAUGAUGUUCUCAAUUGGAUGGAGCUGAGGGAAAUUGCAGAAGUAAGAUGUUGCAUAUUUCACUUAGUGUCAGACUAUGAAAGCGUUUUUGAAGAAUCUACUAUUGAAAAAAUGAAAACAUCUGAAAUCAAUCUGCUUGCUCAUAUAACAUCUCCUGAUGUAUCUCAACCUAUGAAAGAUUAUUUUAUUAAAGUUGGUUGUCACAUUUUUGGAACACCAUGGUUACGCAAGAUAGCCAGCCACCACAGAUCAGAGAAUUUGAUUUCAAAAGCAUUGAUUCAAGCUGCAGACUCAAGUGGUAAUGAUUAUUGGACGUUGCUUGGUGAUAAUUACACUGCUGUUAAAACAGAAUUGUAUGAAUUAGAAAUGGAACAUCUCGAACUUGGAAUUGAAGGAGUGUUGCGCAAUCCAAAUGGAACCAUGCUUACAAAAUUACUUGCCAUAUUUACUUGGUCCCAGCAGAAGGAUUUGAGAACUAGACAACAUAUUUUGAAUGCGUUUGAAAAUGGAAUUGGUGCGAAUCUAUUGACAAGGUCUACUGACAAGUUUUUGUAUACUAUUCUGAAAAAAUUUUUUCCCAAUCAGCAUCAGAACCACACUAUCUAUCAAUUGGUAAUACUGGUUGCUGCUGCAGCUUCUUGCAAAAAUGAAAUCAUGGAAGGAUUUUUCACCUUGAUGACAAAUACUGUUGCUUUGGAGCUGCAAUAUUUACCAGGAAUGCCCGAAGAUUUGUUUUUUGCAACGCCAGCAAAUUAUCGGUUGACUGAUAAGCAAAAUAGUUCAAUGUAUAGAUGUCCUAAUGGUCAUUUAUACAGCAUUGGGAAUUGUACUCGACCAACACACACAGCCCAAUGCCCUACAUGCAAGAAAACAAUUGGAGGUACAAACCAUAGGCCUGUAAGUGGUAAUGAAAAAAUAGUUCUGACACCUCAAAGUCAAGCUGGAUAUAAAAGGAGUUCUGGUGAUAGUAGGUUGUCACAUGCAGCUGAACGAAUUUCACCACAAGGCGCAGCUGUGGUUGAAUUUAUAUUGCAUUCUUCCAUGCUUAUUGGUUUGCAAAUUGAUCCAGUAACAAUAUCAAGAAUGCUGGGUUUUAAUGAUGAUCUUCAGUCUUUCAAUUACCUUAGACUGCAACUUGAUAAAAGUUUGCAAGAUUUGUCAAAAUCGCUUUCGAAGAACUUGGAUGAUGCAGUUCUUAUAUUGUCCCAAAUUCUCUUAAGAAUUGUGAGAGAGUCACCUGCUAACCAUCGAGAAAAUUGGACAACCUUGGAAGAACGUAGGGAUUGGGAGCAAAGAUUCCGACAAAACUAUAUACUUCCUGUAUUUCAAAAUAUUGAGAGAGAACUUAUAGAAGCACAAAGCAUCAUGACAAGAGCUGAGGACGCCACAAGUGCACCAUUAAUCAGACUACUGCAUGACGUAUCGACUGCAGAAGAAUUAGAAGCACCAUUCAAUCACGAUCAUGUCUCGCUUUGGAAUUUCAUAGAUCAUCCAAAUUUAAAUCAUCUUUCACAAAAGCUAUCAGAUUGUCUAGAUCCUAAUCUUGGUAAAGUGGUAAAGAUAUUACUCCGAACACCCAAUCUGCAUCUUGUGAAAGACUUGCAGCAUGUUCUUCAAUUGCAGCGUUCUAUGAUUGAAAAGUAUAGCCGCAAAAUUGACAUGAAAGACUCGGAUGAAGUAACUUUCAGAGAUUACUUGACUGAGUAUGGAGCCGAUGAUGAGAAACUCAUUCAAAAAUAUAUUCUGUCAUGGAAUAAGAUUUUGCCCUUCUUGCAAAAUUGUACUCCAGAAAAAAUGCAAAAAUAUAGUGUUGAGAUAUCUGAAGACAGUCCUAUAUCGAGUGGUCUUCCAACUAUUAGAGGAAGAGGACAGUUUGCUAAAUUUAUUGCGGAAUACCUGAUUGAUAUACAAAAUGAUUUUCUUUCCAAUUGCGGCUUUGCCAUGGAUUCAAGUUUGAUGGACGAGGAAGUUGAAGUGCCUGAUCUUGUUUCAGCUGAUUUUAUUUUCAUUGAUGAACAUCGUGAUUUGAUAUCUUUGUUAUACAAGCAUUCAAAUUAUGAUAUUGCAUUUGAUGAGAACGGAAAACACCAUCGUAUCUCUUAUAAUAUUGAUGCACUUGAAAAACAGAUUAUUGAGAAAUUUGUACUGGAUAAGAAACUGAUCAAGAAAAAUACACUACCGUAUAUGAAAUACCCACAAGAUUUUGGAAUUGGAUCUGAUUGGAAAAUAGUGUCUGCAAACAUUGAGCAGGAGUCACUCACAGCUAAAUUAGCCCAGGACGUUGACAGACAAGCAGAAAGAUGUUUAUCGUCAGAGAUAUGUACAGGAGUGAGAACAUUGUCAACUGCAAUUGCACUAUUAGCUGUGGUGAAAAUUGAUGCUUCCCAGUUUCUGUGUGAGUUUCUUGAGCGAGACCUUCAAAUAUCAUCCUCACAGACUUUCAUGAUUCCAAAAUCUGCCCACAUCAAGCAUAUACUAUCUUUAUAUCAAAGGUUGUCUUGGCAUAAAUCUGUCCAAUUUGUUCAGCAAGGGCUUGACCCAUACAGAGAAGCUUUAUCAACAAUUGAUCAAGAAAACAUUCCACUGGAAGCUGAUAUAGCAGAAUCACUGGAAAGAACAGAUAUUGCAAAGUUACAGCAGAAAAUUAAUGAAAUGUUGAUAACUAUGCCCGAAGAUCUGCAAGGAAACUGGAGUCUGGUUGAAGAUGUCUUUCCAAAUAUUAAAUUUCUUGAUCAAAACGAGGACGACUCUUGGUACUGCAACUUACCUGCUGAAUUGUGCUGCAAACACAUUUCUGAUCUUUUCUCCUACACGGUUCAUUAUCUUGCAAGAGCUUCAUGAGCAUACUUUCAACCUGGUUUUAGCUUUAAACAUAGUAAUUGAAAAUCUUCUCUCUAUGACUGAUCAGUAUAGUAUAUUCAUACUCAUCAUUCAUUGUAUUAAUUACCAAUUUAUGUUUGUUCAUUAAAAAAACAUAUGAUGAUUUUAAGUAAUUACUAAACUUGUUAUUUCUAGAAUUGUAUAUUCCUUUUAUUUAUGCAGAAUUGGCAUUUUUCCUUGUUAUCUUCAAUAUAAUUAUUGACUUCAAGACUGAGAGUAAUUUGUUUUAUGAAAUAGUGGGUGCAAAUUAAUAGCGUUUUAUUCGAGAUAAUUAAUUUUCAAAUCCUGAUCAUGUUUCUGUAUAUUUCAAACAAUUUCUGACAAGAAAUAAAAUUACUGUGGCUAAGCAGU